This is a messenger RNA of Aegilops tauschii subsp. strangulata, 1255 nucleotides long. RefSeq names its product peroxidase 2. Gene Ontology annotation, molecular function: heme binding; peroxidase activity. Gene Ontology annotation, biological process: hydrogen peroxide catabolic process; response to oxidative stress. NCBI's taxonomy places the organism in Eukaryota, Viridiplantae, Streptophyta, Magnoliopsida, Poales, Poaceae. The record is from RefSeq and is a predicted model, not a curated record.
CUCGGUGCACGUAGCUAAUUAGCUAUCCUAGCCGGCACACACUACACACUACACUACAUAUACUCAAGAUAGAAAAUUCUCUUUGUGCGUAGCUAGCUCUAGGCAUUACCAAUGACAUCACCCAAGCAUGCCUUCGGUUCCUACGGUAUCGUGGCCUUGCUCUUCUUCUCCUCGGCCAUUGUUUCAGCGGAUCUUUCCGCUGAAUUCUACGACGAAACCUGCCCGGACGCUCUGGACAUCAUCGAGGACGCCGUGAGAGCCGCCGUCUCCAAAGAAUCCCGCAUGGGCGCGUCGCUGCUCCGCCUCCAUUUCCACGACUGCUUCGUCAAUGGCUGUGACGGAUCAGUGCUGCUCGAUGGCGCCACCGGCGAGAAGAAUGCGGUGCCAAACAAGAACUCCCUUCGCGGCUUCGAGCUGGUCGACGACAUCAAGGCGCAGCUCGAGAAAGCCUGCGCCAAGGUGGUGUCCUGCGCCGACAUCCUCGCCGUCGCCGCCCGUGACUCCGUCGUCGCGCUGGGCGGGCCUACGUGGGACGUGGAGCUAGGCCGGAGGGACGGGACGACGACGAGCCAGGACACAGCGAACAGCGACCUCCCGGCGCCGACCUCCGACCUCGGCGCCCUGACCAAGGCAUUCUCGAUCAAGGGCCUCACCCAGAAGGACAUGGUGGCGCUCUCCGGCGCGCACACCAUCGGACAGGCGCGGUGCGUCAACUUCCGCGGCCGCCUCUAUAACGAGACCGCGCCCAGCCUCGACGCGACGCUCGCCACGUCGCUGAAGCCAAGGUGCCCAUCCACGGACGGCACCGGCGACGACAACACCUCGCCGCUGGACCCCUCCACGUCCUACGUGUUCGACAACUUCUACUACAAGAACCUCCUGCGGAACAAGGGCCUGCUGCACUCGGACCAGCAGCUGUUCAGCGGUGGCGGCUCGGCUGACGCGCAGACCACCGCCUACGCGUCCGGCAUGGGCGCCGGCUUCUUCGACGACUUCCGUGACGCCAUGGUGAAGAUGGGCGGCAUCGGCGUGCUCACCGGAUCCAGCGGGCAGGUCAGGGUGAACUGCAGGAAGGCCAACUGAAGUAGAGUCAACUGUGCCAGGCUUCUCACUAUGGUGAUCAUGUCAAUUGUCAUAUUGUGUGUGUGAUGAUGAGCUCUGCUUCCAACGGUUGCAGUACUACAAAUACAAUGAUAACAAACAAGGAAUAAUAAGAUCACAUGAAGCUGCUUGAGUGUGGAUGCAUGUUACUCGA